AUGAGUGUCCAACGUUCACCUACAACCAAAUCUAGUGACAAAAUGAAUAUUAUUAGUGGGAAUAGUAGUUACCAGCCUGCCCUGUCAAUCAUUGCAUCAGCUGAGCACGAAUAUAAAAAUGUGUCACAACGCAAAAGAAAACUGUCUGAGGAUGAUUUCUCGGUCCAAUUCAAUGAAUUUAAAAAGGAAAUUAUAGGAAUGUUAAAGGAGUUUGGUAAAUCCCAGACAGAAAACAUCAAUUCUAUAAAAACAGAUAUCAAAUCUAUCAAUGAACAACUUACUGAUAUGAAAACUAAAACAGACUUGCUACUCAUAGAACAUAAUACCUUCAAGUCGGAAAUACAAAAACUAACAAAUACUGUCACUUAUAACAAGAAAAAAUAA
Messenger RNA from Parnassius apollo (apollo), 384 nucleotides. The record is from the annotation of a GenBank genome assembly. NCBI's taxonomy places the organism in Eukaryota, Metazoa, Arthropoda, Insecta, Lepidoptera, Papilionidae.